AUAUUUGAAUAUUCCAGCAUUUUAGCCACCACAACAGGUUUAUAUGUUUCCUUAUAGAAGAAGAAUAUGUUGGCUUGUAUAUUUGAUUAUUCCAGCAUUUCAGCGACCACAACAGGUUUAUAUGUUUCCUAUAUAUAUUAUUCUAUUAUAUAUUAUCCUAGUGUGAGAAAUCCUAGGAGUGGUCCAAUAACGGCGCUGGUCUACUCACAGCAGGGCUGUGGAAGAAAUUUCAUCCAGACCGCCUUCCCAUACGCAGCAUUGACUACUUUGCUACGGGAAUAUCAAGUCACAGAAUGCCAGAAAAUGGCGGGUGGGAUCAUCAUCAUCAUUAUCAAUAAAUGUGGCGAUCUCUCACAUCAAUUCGAAAGGGAACAAAAUCUCUGAUAUAUCUGUACUGGUCUUCUACAAAAUUUGUUACUGUAUUUUCUUUAAUCGGAUUCCCAAAGUAACUCUUUCUCAACAUGGUGCAUGGUUCAUCUGAUUCGAUUUAUUCCAAUGCAGUUUUGGUCUUUACUUUAAACACUUUCCCUAGGUGUUUUAAGACAUCUUCUUAACCUGAGGCUUUAACGGGCUUCACAUAAAGUAACAACCAGUGGCGGAUCAACCUAGGAGCGGCCGCUCGAAGUCUCGUCCGCGAGGGAAGUCCUGUUGUUUUCCUCUCAAGUUAGAGGGGCCUCAACUGCCAUUCCGCUCGGGGCUUCCAAAUACCUUAACCCGCUACUGGUAACAACGGUGAAAGGUGUUUGAUCCUGGCUGCACUGCUAAUUACUAACAGAUACAAAUGAUAGGAACGAUUGUGACGGUUCGGUAGUCGAUACGGUAGUGACACGACAGAAUCAAGAAUAUUGGCGACAGGGCUGUAGUGUAGCAACCUUUAGGGAUACCUUAGUUUAGUAACCUUGGUUUGUUAAUUGGGUAACAUGGGCUAGCGAAGAAUAAAACGACAGUUGUGUGGAGAACACGAGACAGAACAGACGUGCACAAACGCGAUACUACAUUUGGCGACGAGGAGUAAAAUACAGUAAUAGUGAAGAGAAGAAGAAGUGAAGGAAAGACAGAUAUUCUGAAAAUUAAAAGCUAUGAAUCCUAUGGACAUGUUGCGAAUGCCGGGCAUUUUGCCCUAUCCGUUCAAUUAUGAAGAGCAUUCGGAAAAUACAGGCGUGGAAUGGAAAAAGUGGCUCAGAUCGUUCGAAUUUACGAUCAAAGCAUGUCGAAUCGUCGAUGAAGAUUGGAAAAAGGAUCUUUUACUUCAUUUUGUUGGCCCAAAUGUGCAGCAAAUUUUUGAGACGCUACCAGAAUUACCGAACACCGAGAUGCGCGGCCCGCUUGCAAAUGUCGAGCAAUACACCCCAAACAUGUCGGCUUAUGAAGAAGCAGUUGCAAGAUUGGAUAAAUUCUUCCUUCCAAAGCAGAACCCAACGUAUGAACGGCAUUUGUUUCGACAAGUAAAACAAAAAUCUGGAGAAAGCUUUGAUAGUUUCAUCAUGAGAUUGCGUGUACAAGCAGAACGAUGUAAUUUCGGUGAAAAGUUAGAAGAGCACGUGAAAGACCAAGUGAUAGAGAAUUGCCAAUCUGCAGCAUUACGCCGAGAGUUUCUCAGACAAGGUGAUGCCAGUCUUGACAAAAUAGUGAGCGUUGCCAAAAUCUUCGAGACUGUUGCCCAUCAAGAAAAAUCAUUCGCUGGUAGCAAGGAGCAUGUUGAUCUGGUGCAUAGCAUAGAAGAACCUCAGCAUGGCAAGAAGAGAAAAAUACCUGAACCAAAACAACAAGAAUGUCAUCGAUGUGGCUAUUCAGGACACCUAGCGAGAGAAAAUAAAUGCCCGGCAAAAGGAAAAAUAUGCAACAAAUGUGGAGGCAGAGACCACUUUGCAAAAAAGUGCCGCACUAAGCAGUCCGAAAAUUACCCGAGAAAAUUCCCUCGGAAGCAGGACCGUUACUAUAACACAACCAAUAAAAGAGACCAAGAGAACAAUGCAGUGAACCACGUUGCAAACGAAAAAGCCGAAUACGUUUUUCAUCUUACAUCUUCAGACAACAACACUGUAGUAGAUUGCAUUAUUGGAGGUGUCGGAAUAACUGCAGUAAUAGAUUCUGGAUCGAAAUACAACCUGAUCAGUAAGAAAACAUGGGAAGAAAUGAAAUUGCUCCACAUAAAGGUAACAAAUCAAAGACGAGAGACUGCAUUAAAUCUCAAAGCAUAUGGUGGGCAGCCUCUAUCAAUAAUCGGCAUGUUCACUGCUACAAUCUCCCUUGGUACGGCUAAGACAGUUGCAGAUUUUUACGUUGUUGAAGGGGACGGAAAAACCCUUAUCGGCCGUGAUACUGCAAUCUACAUGGGAAUUUUAAAAAUAAGCAUACCAGUAAAUGCUGUUGAAGGCGAGAAGGGCAAGUUAGGAACCAUCAAUAAUAUCGUUUUGGAUUUGCCGAUUAAGCCCGAUGCAGUACCAGUUGCCCAACCAUAUCGUCGUAUCCCAGUUGCUUUAGAAAAGCUGGUGGACAAAAAGCUGGACGAAUUGCUGGAGCAAGGAGUUAUUGAACAAGUAAAUGAGCCAUCAAAGUGGAUAUCUCCAGUAGUAGUAGUGCCAAAGGGAGAUGACGACGUUCGUAUCUGUGUGGACAUGAGACGAGCUAACGAAGCGGUGGAAAGAGAGAACCAUCCCUUACCAACCUUCGAAGAUUUUCUGCCAGAAUUGGUGAAGGCAAAUGUAUUUUCUCGAUUAGAUGUGAAGAAUGCUUUUCAUCAGGUAGAAAUAUCGAAACAAUCUCGAAGUAUUACAACAUUCAUUACACGACGAGGGUUAUUCCGCUAUACAAGACUAAUGUUUGGUAUAAAUUGUGCCCCAGAAUUGUUUCAGAAACUAAUGGAACAAAUUCUGACUGGCUGUGAAGGCUGUUUGAAUUUCAUCGACGAUAUCAUUGUUUAUGGACCGGACCAAGAACAGCAUGAUGAAAGGUUAAAAAAAGUCCUCCAGCGUCUAAAAGAGUGGAAUGUGCUAUUGAAUGCAGAAAAGUGCACAUAUGGAGUACAGCAAACGAAAUUUUUAGGACACGUUUUGUCUGCAAAUGGAAUCACACCAGAUAAUGACAAGGUGGAAUCGAUUCGGAACUUUAGGGAACCUAAAUCAGGGGAAGAGGUUCGUAGCUUUCUGGGGUUAGUAAACUAUUUAGGAAGAUUUAUUCCCGAUUUAGCAACCAUUACAUUUCCGUUAAGACAGCUGACAAGUCAUAAUCAAGUUUUCAUUUGGAAAUCCGAGCAACAAGAGGCAUUUAACAAACUAAAAUCAAUCAUGAUGUGCCCUUCAACAUUAGGCUACUUUGAUGUCUCGGAUAGAACGCAGCUUAUAGCAGAUGCGAGUCCGGUCGGCCUUGGAGCAGUGUUGGUUCAAAUAGAUGCACAAAGUGUUCCACGAAUUAUAGCCUAUGCCAGUAAAAGUUUAUCAAUUGUUGAAAGGCGAUAUGCCCAGAUAGAAAAAGAAGCUUUAGCUUUGGUUUGGGCUGUAGAAAGAUUUCAUUUUUAUUUAUACGGACGUAAUUUUGAAUUGAUUACGGACCAUAAACCUUUAGAAAUUAUUUUCGGACCGAAAUCAAAACCAUGCGCUAGGAUCGAAAGGUGGGUUGUUCGCCUACAAUCAUACAAAGCAUCUGUCAUUUAUAGAUCAGGGAAAACUAACAUCGCCGACCCCUUAUCACGUCUAGCCAUUACGGAGGUUGUGGAUGGGAAAACAUUUGACGAAUGCGGGGAAGAAUAUGUUUCUUGGAUAGUUUCUAAUGCAUCACCAGUCGCUCUUUCUUUGAAGGAAAUAGAACAAGCUUCAGAGGCAGACGAGAUUAUUCAAGCAGUUCGUCAAGGGCUUGAAAAAGAUGUUUGGUCUGAAGAUACUUCGUCAUUUAAGACGUUUUCUACGGAAUUGUGCUUUGCAGAUAAAAUUCUGUUGCGUGGCACUAGAAUUGUUAUUCCAAAUCUAUUACGAGAGCGAACUUUGCAUUUAGCACACGAAGGACACCCCGGUAUGACUAUCAUGAAACAACGUCUAAGAGCUAAAGUGUGGUGGCCCAAAUUAGAUCAACAAGUCGAAAAUUACGUUAAAAAGUGCAAGGGCUGCAUGAUGGUCUCUAUACCAUCUGCACCCGAGCCAAUGAUAAGAAGGGAACUACCAUCGGCACCGUGGCAACAUGUAGCAAUAGAUUUCCUCGGUCCACUCCCUUCAGGGCAUUCUUUGUUGGUCGUAGUUGAUUAUUUCAGUAGAUAUAUAGAAGUAGAAAUAAUGAAAAAGAUCGACUCUACAGAAACUAUUAAACGACUUAAUCCAAUUCUUGCUCGGUUCGGAUUACCUUUAUCUAUAACUGCAGAUAACGGCCCCCAAUUCUCUAGUGAUGAAUUCAAAGUGUAUUGUAGUACGAAUAAUAUUAAUUUGAUAAGCACAACACCUUAUUGGCCUCAGCAAAAUGGAGAAGUUGAGAGACAAAACAGGUCUUUACUUAAAAGAUUAAUGAUUAGUCAAUCAAUGAACACUGACUGGGAAGAAGAAUUGAACAAAUAUCUUCUAAUGUAUAGAUCAUCUCCGCAUUCAACAACUAAAAGAACACCAUCAGAAAUGCUUUUGUCAUACAAUAUUCGUGAUCGACUUCCAUCUAUUUAUGAACCAAAAAUUGCAGACGAAGAAAUAUCAGACCGUGAUAAAAUUUCAAAAGAAAAAGGCAAACUAUACGCAGAUAAACGCAGGAACGCUAAAUGUAACCCUAUAGCUGAAGGAGAUGAGGUUCUAAUGAAAAAAACAUUUAAAGCUAACAAAUUGUCAACAAAUUUUGGAUCCAAAAUUUUCAAAGUCGUGAAAAGAAAAGGAGGUGAUGUAGUAGUGGAAUGCAAAGAAACAGGAGUUCAGUAUCGUAGGCAUGUCUCUCAUUUAUUAAAAAUAGCUGUUGACGAAAGCGCUCCGGCAUCUUCUUUAAAUGAACGUAACAAAUCUGUAGGCAUUAAUGAUACUUCAGUUCCGGCUACCACAUCAAACAAACAGCACCUCGUAAACUCACAGGCAUCGUUAGAACAGGAGUUACAAAGAAGUAAGCGAACUAUAACCAAACCAACUCAUUUAAAAGAUUAUGUGAGCACAGUUGAAGUUGGUUUAUAAUAGUAGAGUUAGGAUAAAAUGAAUUAUAAAAAAAUUAUAAAAAGAAAAAGUGAAUGUAGUGUAGCAACCUUUAGGGAUACCUUAGUUUAGUAACCUUGGUUUGUUAAUUGGGUAACAUGGGCUAGCGAAGAAUAAAACGACAGUUGUGUGGAGAACACGAGACAGAACAGACGUGCACAAACGCGAUACUACAAGGGCUGGUAGUGAAGUACAGUCUGGCUGUGAAUUUGUUCAAGUUCAAACGUGUUUUUGCCAAAAUAUGCCGAAUUAAAAUGUUCCAUAUCAGAAAAAUCAAAUACACCAGUUUUGCGAAAUCUUGUAUGGAAAUAAGUCAGAUCAUGAUACCUUGUGGUCGACACGCUUGCUUGAAAUAACCAGUGACUUUUUGUUUGCAUUUUUUUCGGAGUUUCAUCGAGCAUUUUAUUUUCCUAACAUGUUAAAUAAUCUGCCGUUGCGCUCUGCUAAUAGCUGAUGAAUCAACGAUCAGCAUCGAUAGACAUCGUGUGCAUCGUUUUCUCGCCCCAGGUUUGAACCUUGUACCAAAGCAGCUGCUGUUGCUAUUUGGGAGAGAAGAAGAAAUGAAAACUUCUCGAAACAGCUCAGCAAAAGUACGGCCCCAAUGUUUAUAACGACCCUCUUUCGAUCAUACACGCUGAGUUGAAGGUUACUAACGCCCUUGAUCAAGCAUCACGGUGAAUGCAAUUCACCGGACGGAAAGUUGAACCAACGGAAAGUCGCGAGUCGUGGAAGGGGCCAAAAGACAUAAUUUCAAUCUCCAGCAGUUCAUUCACCAAAUCCACUCCACAACCCAUCCGCCUGCUCGUAGUGCGUGUACUUUAGCAUGCCGAAACAUAAUUGCUCUUGAGCUCCACCGUGUUGUGGUGAGGCUUGGGUUGCAAUAGAAGUAUCCCUUCCUACAAAAGUAUCCCUCUCCUCUCGAAUGCUGUCUGAAAUCUGAAAGCGGCUCAAGAAGGGAGAUGUCGGUAAUAUAAAAGAAGUAGCGAUAGAUUUUUUGGACGUUUAGUCCACGAUCAUCUCUUCUGCUGGCUGUGGUGUUUGCUGCAUCAAAGUGCUUUCAGGUGUCGCUAGGUGUUAUUGUUGUUGUGCAGAAAAGGUUCGCUAUAAUGCACUGCCCAGUUGGAAGAUAUUGCGGGCUGGCGGUUAUCGGUUGCUGGCUGGCUUUUCUUUCCGCUACGCAAGCGUUUCCCGAUGGUGCUCCGGCCGAUACGUGCGUAAAGAGUCGAACGAACGAACCGAACCAUGGUGCAGCACGCAGCCAAAGCCAGGCGUCACUACCGUAUCAGGUGACGGCGAGCGGCAACGCGUACGGUCCCGGCACUCAGAUUCAGGUCACAAUACACGGCCACCAGGACGUGUUCCGAGGAUUUUUCCUGCAGGCACGCGACGCACAGACAAACGAAUGGAUCGGUUCGUGGUACGAGACGCUCAACACGAAAACCAUCCCAGAGUGUUCGUCGGUGACGCACGCCGACAAUCGGGACAAGGAACAGGCCACCUUCGUCUGGCAGGCACCGAAGGAUCGCCAAGGGCAGGUGUACUUUACCGGUACAAUUGUGAAAAACUAUGGUACCUACUGGGCUAAUGUGAUUGCUGCCGUUCCCGGUGCAUUAGGACGCCAUCUCUAAUGCUACGCUGGAGCAAGUAGGAUCAAAAUGGGGCGUUGCUGUAAAUAUACCGUACAUUAAAACAUGA
This is a messenger RNA of Anopheles stephensi (Asian malaria mosquito), 6842 nucleotides long. RefSeq names its product putative defense protein 3. The record is from RefSeq and is a predicted model, not a curated record. Bases 6254 to 6775 code for a protein of 173 amino acids. Gene Ontology annotation, biological process: DNA integration. The transcript has 4 exons. Lineage: Eukaryota; Metazoa; Arthropoda; Insecta; Diptera; Culicidae. Gene Ontology annotation, molecular function: zinc ion binding; nucleic acid binding; oxidoreductase activity, acting on metal ions.